AUGGGGUCAACCAACGAACCUUCGGUACAACAUCACUGGGAGCUGGAGCCAGUCUUUCGCCGGGUCGCCCAUACUGCUGCUACGGAACCGGCAGCAACCAACAGCCUCGUGCAGCCUACCAAUGUUGCACAGGACCGGUUUCAAGCGAGUCCGGUCCGGCAGCCCGUCGAUAGCCGUGCCGUAGGACAUGCUACACCUGGAACAGAAUCGACAUCAGUACAACGCCGCUCUCGUCUCAUCAUUGCCUUGGACUUCGGAACAGCCUACUCCUCUGUAUCAUAUGCGAGAAUCGAUCCCGGAGUAGACCCAAAAGCAAUCGCGAAGGACGAGAUUCGAUGCAUUAACAAUUACGAGAGUGCCGACGGAGGUUCAGAUGCACGAGCGAAUGCUCAGGCGGAUAAUGUUCCUACCAAGCUUCUCUACCUUGGCCAGAAGGUUCCUGGCCUUAGCGAUUCAGAAACCGAUGAGGACUCGGACGACGGCUACCUCAGCAACAUAGACGUUCAGCCCGUCUCGCAGCGUGAACAUGACGGUCAUGGACGGCGAAAGCGAGGUAGAAAGCCGGCUAUCUGUACCUCAAGGCGCAAAUCGAAGCCUGCCUGGUCAAGGCCAGAAGGGCUCAAUGUGCACUGGGGAUUUGUUGUGACAGCCUAUCAAAACAAUCAGCACGGACUGGCACGAUACGAACAAAAGGAGGCCGUAGAGUUGAUCAAGCUCACACUAGCACGGGACAAUGGCCAAGACGAGGAGCUACAAUCCCAAACUCGAGAUCUCGCGGCGCAAAUUGAGCGACUGAAAUCAAGAUCCAUUGUUGAAGACCGAGACCACUUGAUGUGCGAUUAUCUCGCACGGCUUCUUCAGCACGCCAAGGCUAUACUCCUUGGGAAGGGUCUCCUGGAAGGGGCUCAGCUGGAGUAUGUCAUGUCUGUCCCUGUCGCUUGGUCUCAAAGCGCCUGUCGUACCAUGCAUAAUGUCUUGGCGAGAGCAAUACAGAGUUGUAGACUCGAUACGCUGGCACAGAACCUCAUUCCGGACCUUUUCAUCGUGUCCGAACCAGAAGCGGCGGCACAAUACGUGCUUGCAUCUUUGGGUAGUAAAGGUCGACUAAGACAGGGUGAAGUGUUUAUCAUACUGGAUGCUGGCGGGGGAACAGUUGACAUCACCACCUACCAGGUCACCUCGAGUAACACAGAACCACUCAGACUGCAGGGCGAAAUGAUUCCACCAGAUGGAGCCCUCUGCGGUUCGUCACUGAUCACGCAGCGAUAUCUCCAAAAGCUGAAAGCCAAGUUGUACGAGAUUGACCCAUGGGGAGAUCGAGAGCUUUUGGAAGGAUCGGCUGUAGCCAUCGCAAACAGGUGGGAUCUACUCGACAAGCCCUAUAUCGAUGUGGCGCACAAGAAGGGCAUGCGUCUGAAAUAUGGCGGGAGACAAGUGUAUAAACAACGUGAGAUCAAAUGGACGGAACAAGAGAUUCGCGAGGUCUUCGAGCCGUCUCUGAAAGGCACCAUCGAACUCCUGCAAGGACAACUCCAGCUGGCCAGAUCAAAAACCUUGAUCGUGAGCAAACUCAUCACAGUGGGGGGAUUCGGAAUGUCUCCUUCUCUGCGAGGUCGCAUCCGAGAAGUCCUGGCCUCCAGAAACGACAGUGGGGAACAGAUUGAAGCCAUUUGGCCCCAGGAAUUUUCUUCUUCAGCGGUGGCCAGGGGAGCGCUUCUACGUGCUCUAGACAAGCGAAAUGGACCAAGUCGAAUCUCACGAUCAAGUUUUGGGUUCCUACGCCACGAAAGAUAUGGUGAUGCGGAUGAACAUAAAGAGGCGGGUGCGGCGAAAGAAAUGGACCCUGUCGAUAACAUCGAGUAUGUCCGGAAUACAAUACAUUGGGUAAUACAGGCUGGCGAAGAGCUGCCUUCUCCAUUCGAGACCGAGCCAAUUCUCUCGUGUCAUACAUUCAACUCGUCAGAGACCAAGCUGCAAUGUGGCGAAAAGCUAUACGUGUCCCAACGCACCCACCGUUCGCAUUUCAAAUUCGAUCAUCCCCAGAACCAGGGCGCCGAGCUUCUCAGCGACAUCGUAAUCGACGUCAGCGAUCUCAGGAGGGAACUCCCACUGGAACCCCUGGAACCCAAGGCGGACGUGGGCGAGCGGACCAAGGUCAAAAACAAGAAUAUCCGAGUCGUUAGGUUUGAUCUUGUCGUCAGUGUUGAAGGGAAGCAGCUCAAGUUUGAGGCGCGGUGGCCGCCGGGUGCGCGAACGCCUGACGAGGUACGAAUCCGCAAGUCAGGCUAUGUCAGUCUGGCACCAAGCUUUUCGCCUGGUGUAGCGUAG
Molecule: messenger RNA, 2328 nt
Organism: Zasmidium cellare ATCC 36951
Lineage: Eukaryota; Fungi; Ascomycota; Dothideomycetes; Mycosphaerellales; Mycosphaerellaceae
Exons: 3
Coding region: 1-2328 (775 amino acids)
Source: RefSeq, a predicted model, not a curated record